AUGUAUUGGGUCAGUUCCGAAUCCCAGCCGCCGCCGCCCCCGCCGCAGCCAACAUACGUCGAGGAGCGCAUCCCGAUUCUCGCGCGUAGGCGCAGUAGCGGGGAGAUUGAAGUCCUACGAUGGUGCUCGCGGGCUAGACCUCGCAUCAAUACGAAUACUACCUCGGAUUCGAGGCCAGUGAAUGCAAGCCCACUGAGCGCGGUAGCGAGCGACAGUAACAGCGAGAGCGGGAGCGUCAUUACCACAAGUACCACCGCUGCGCGGAGGAAUCUAUCGCUCCCAUGGACGAAUCGACGCUUGUUACCCGAGUAUACGGCGCCUGUGUCGCCGGCAUGGAGCACAACGUCUAGUAGCGACGACGAGAGCUCUGAUGGAGAAGAGGACGACGGUGGUAGCUAUGGGACGUUUGGUCCUAAUUACAAUACCUUCAGCAGUAGCAGCACCUACUGCAAUGAUACUCCAGGUAGCAGCACUGGAGGCGACGAGGGGAACGACAGCAUCUUUCUUGAUAGCAACAAUAUGAUGCAUCCCUCCGAUAAUCAAAUUCCCUGGCUGUCUCUGCCGCAUAGGUCGCAGCUCCUAAUAUUGGCACUCUGUCAACUCUCAGAACAAUUAGUACAGAGUUCUGUAAUCUCAUAUCUCUACUACUACCUCUCCUCUAUUUACACGCCGGACCGUCUCCCUCCCACCCCGGGAAUGAUCGCGGCGCAGGCUGGUAUGCUCGCCUCAAAUUUCUUGCUUUUCCAGGUCCCUGCUAGUACCUUCUGGAACCGCAUGUCAGAUCGUAUCGGCCGCAAGCCAUGUGUCCUCUUCGGCCUCGCCGGGAUCACGAUAUCAACUCUCGGGUUCGGCUUUAGUGAGAGUAUGGGGGCAGCGGUAUUCUGGAGCAUUCUCGCAGGCGCACUGAGUGGUAAUGUGGGUGUGCUGAGGACUAUGGUUACGGAGACUUUUGACGAGGACAGGUAUCAGAGCCGCGCAUUAUUGAUGUUUCCAAUGUCCCAAAAUGUGGGGAUCGUUGCUGGAGCACUUAUGGGCGGACUGUUUGCGGAUCCGGCGGGGACGUGGCCAGGUGUUUGGGGUGGCAUUGGAUGGGCAACGAGGUGGAAGUUUGCCCUACCGAACAUGAUUAGUGCUGGGAUUUUAGUAGUUAGUUGGAUCCUAGUGUUUCUGUUCCUCAAGGAAACACAAAAGAAGAGGAAUUCGAGAAAGGACUGGGGCAUUGAGGUUAGAAGAACGGUCCAGAGACGGAUCAGAAAGGUGUACGGGAGCUUCAAAGGUAAAGGAAAGCACCUUGCAACGUCCAAUGACGAUCUCAAGAGCGACUACACAACCCUCACCACCCCCAUCCCGGACGACGAAGAGUCCGCCCUCCCCUCAUCUUCCGCCUCCUCUUCGUCAUUUACAAAACCUACCACUUCACCACCUUUCCACGCUACUCUUACCCUCAUUGCCUUGACACUCCACACCUCAGCCUUCCCUCUCCUGCUCGUCGUGUUCCUCUCCACCCCGCGCCCAAUAGGCCUUGACCUUCCCGCCUCCACUGUUGGCCUUGCAAUAGCAUACAUGGGCCUCAUCGCAUUCGCCACUCAGAUACUUCAGUACCCGCGCCUUAGUCCCCACUAUACGUUCUGUCUUGUCCCGCUUGCGUACCUCCUCAUGCCGGUACUACCGUACCUGUCCGCCAGUGGAGCUGUGGUGGCACUAGGGCUUCAGGCUGCUGGAGUCAUGUUGGCAAGAAACGUAGAGGUUAGUGAGGCACUCUUAUGUGCUCGUGGGGUUUCUGUGGCAAGGGUAGCCGGUCCAGUGUUUGGUGCCUGUGUCUAUGCGCUGUGUGGUGGCGGGGUGUGGUGGGUGAUGGCUGUGUUGACUGGAGCUGGAGCAUGGAGUGCAAUGUUUUCGAAGGAGUCUGGAGAGACGGGAGAUGAAGAGGAAAAUAGAAAGUAG
This is a messenger RNA of Morchella importuna, 1944 nucleotides long. RefSeq lists its product as uncharacterized. The transcript has a single exon. Gene Ontology annotation, biological process: transmembrane transport. Lineage: Eukaryota; Fungi; Ascomycota; Pezizomycetes; Pezizales; Morchellaceae. The record is from RefSeq and is a predicted model, not a curated record. The coding region runs from base 1 to 1944 and encodes 647 amino acids. Gene Ontology annotation, molecular function: transmembrane transporter activity.